AGAGCUCAGCACACAUCCACAGAGGCAAGUCCAGCAUCUGGAAGAAGAAAAAUAAACAGCAGAAAAAGGUUCUUGUUCCAGAGGUGCUCUGACCCCAGAGCCAUACAGGGUCUGUAGCCUUGAGAAAUGGGAAUGAAAUUGGCCCAGCCUGUCAGGAAAGCAAAAACAUCCUGGGGUUUGUUUGGCCAAAGACGGACCAUGAAGAUGUCUGUACUUCCAGUGGGGGGAGAAGAACACCAACUCACAGCCAAUCAGGCCUGGCAGUCCCUGCAGUGAGAGCUCAGCACACAUCCACAGAGGCAAGUCCAGCAUCUGGAAGAAGAAAAAUAAACAGCAGAAAAAGAAUUUCCUCAUCUCAAAUUCAAGUCUGAGGAGCCAAACAGCCAUAGUUAUUCUGAGGCCUUUUAUACCUCAAGGGAUUUGCUCCUCCUUUUCCUGCAAACGAGGGGUGGUCCCAAUCAGGGGUCUAUUUUGUGAUGAUGGCAUCAGAUGGAGUGCAGCUCAACUGUGUGUCCUGAGCCCCUGGGCAUUCCUGGGAGAUGCUGACUAAGGGACAACAGCCCAGCGAUGGCAGGAAUUUCCCCGAUGGUAAAGCUUUUUUACUGCACACCUGACAUGGAUUCUCAUACCUGGAUCUCUGACAGAUAAGUGCUGGGCUCCAACCCACAGAGGGGAUGGGAGCAGGAUGCUGGGUCUGUAAUUGUCAGGAGGGAUUUUUGAGGCAGCUCUGGAGCUGGGGAUGUCCAAGAAGCAGCCCCUCAGGCCCCAUUAGGGGAAGAGUCUCAAGUUGAUCUCAAUGCUGAUUUGCACAGGGCAGAGCAGUUCCUCUGGGUGUCAUGUCACUUGUCUAUUGUGCAACCUGUGUCUGUGUGUGUUGCAUUGCCUGUCUCUUGCCUUAGCCCUUUGAGGGGCAUGUCAGAAACCCUGAGGUCAUCCAUAGGAUCUUGUGAUCUUUGUAUUCAUCAGCCUGGCUGUGGUGCCAUCAAACCUUGGUCUCAGGAGCUUGGACAGGCAUCUGAAUCUUUUCUCUUUUGAGAAGCAUCCACUCUGAUCUCUUAAGGUCUUGCUCUGAGCUGUAUUGCCAGCUGUGCACCUGAAGGAUCCAUUACAAGAGAUGAGGAAUUAGAGGAAUGGGAAGAUAAGUAGAGGAUUCUGAGGCAGCUAUCUCUGCAGUUCUUGGAGCAAAUCAUUCUGCUGGCAUCUUUUUCCAACCUUGUCAGCUUGCUGUCAGUCUUCCCUCAGUGAUCUCCUUUUGCAUUCUCUCAGUCCCCGUGGUUCUUGCCGAGUUUUUUCGUCCCCCUGUCCUCCCCUCGUUUGUCAUGUCCUGUGUCACGGGUGCCUGCACGCAUUUGGUCUGGAGCUGCACUGCCCUGAUGCAUAGCCAAGAUAGGACAAGGCGCAAGGACUUGGGUUUUGUACUGUGGGAUGGUGUUGGACUCUAAGUGAGAGCUGCACAUUCACUCAAGAUGUCUGGGGCUGUCCAGCUAUUAUGCUGGGCUUUAAAUUUUGUUCUAAGUUCUUUUUACCUGCAGUUUACCUGGGGUUUUGGGUAGAAAAUGUGUGGGGAUGUCUCUUAGCUCUCAGGUAACCACUCACUGACCUCCCGCUUCUGUCUCGCAGGUCCCCGAGGCAGAUUUCCAGUUCUCAGCCGCCACCUUUCAUGGAACCUAUCCCUUGAUGUCGAGGACCAGCAGCCAGAGGAUGCAGUCAAGCAUCAUGUUCAGCGUACCGUUUCAGGUCCUGGCCGGUCUGCGCAGUGAAGUUCAUCACCAAAGUUUGGGCGCAGAGCGGCCAGGGACCGGGGUUUUCGUCAGGCAGGGCGAUAUUUGAGGUUCCUGGGCAGCACAGAGAGCCGUGGUGUAAUUGGGCGCUCGAGACAAGAGCGGUGACAGGUGAGCCGAAAGUUGUGUGCGGUGGAUAAGGGUUAUGUUUUAUGGGUUCUGAUUUUCUUCUCAUUUUAUUAUGCAGGAAAUCGGUUCUGGGUUUUGUCGGAGUCUGCCGGGGGUUCCCAGCGCUGCCGCUCCCGCUCCGGCCGCAGCGGGGGUGGGUCUCCGGGCACGAUCCCUCUCCUGCCGCAGGGAGCCGGGGCUCUGCCGGUAGCUGUGCCGAGAGAACGGCGGCGGGAUCUCCUCGUGCAGAUGCUUUAUCUCUGCUGGAACCACCCGGGACUCUAUCGCAGGAUAUGCUAAAGAUACACUGGAGUGAGGGGAAUCUUAAAUCUGACUCUCAAGUCCGUAGGUUUCCUGCAGUGCUUCCUGCAUGCCGAUGAAGGCUUUGUCUGCUCCAUAACGAUGUGUAAUGAAGUGCUGUCUUCUCGCUAAUGGGAGCCAUCGGAGGUGAUGGGUACUUUGGCAGGAAGUCCCUUGGCAGAACGUGAAGUAGCAGCCCCCAGUAGCUGUGUGUCAUUUGCUGGUGCAGAUGCUCCAGUAACCACUCCAGUGACAGAAAAUACAGAUUCACCAGUCUGGGACUUCAGCAGCAAGCAAGAUUAUCCAAAGGGCUUCUCCUGGAUCCACAGCAAACCUUAGUCUUCAAAGUGUGGCAUAAAGCAGAAAAAACUUGAGCUGGGUGAGGUUCAGAUACUUCAGUGAGAAGCUGACUAGGUCUUUCCCUGACUUCAGCACAUCCAAACUAAGCCAUGAGGAGUGUGAGAGUGACCCUCAGGGCUCGAUGAGCAGAGAAGUGGAUCCCAAAGGCUGCCAUCUUCUGGAAAAAUCCAGUCAGUUGGUGUCUCAGGUCAGCAGCCUAAUCAAUGAGCACUGAACCCAUCAAGAGAAGUGUAGAGAUCCAUGCAGGCUCUGAGGAGCUGCUGCCAUUCCCAGGAGACAGGGGUUUGACCAGUGGAAAAACCACUGAGAGAGAGGAGGAGGAAAAUGCUGAGGUUGUAAAUGGAGAUCAUCAAAGCAAAGAAGGAAGUGGUUCUGAUGAGAACUGUGUUGGGAGUGUAUCAGCACAAGCUGGCUCAGAAAGAAACAAUGAGAGCUUCCCUGAUGACAGCAGUGAAGACCCAGUGGAAGGCUCAGAAAGCUCCAUCAAACCAAAAAUCCCUUUAUCUGAUCCUGUUGUUGUUCCCAACUUCUUCCUUCCACCCCAGGAGAUGGAAGCCUCCAUGACACUGCUCAGCACUUCCUCUCAUCCCUCUGCAUCUCCAGAGGGAUCAAGAUAAAAUGGAGGGGGCUCCUGGAGAGGUAUCUUGUAAUGGUUCUGUGACCCAGGGAGUAGCAGAAUAACUUGAGUGAUUGCUCCUCCUGCACCAAAGCUGUGGAUUGCCGACAAUUUGUUUUGUUUUCUGGUCAUGAAGAUUUAUUUACAGUGAGAGGGGACAGCAGUCUCUCCCACAUGAGCUUCCAAGUCAGAGGAAUGCUGCUGGAAGCUGGGGUGGCCAGGAGCCCAUGGAAAGAUCACUGCUUUGCCAAGGAAUUGACUAUCACCGUGCAGCAGGGUGUUGUUUCCCCAGGGGACACCCUGAAUGCGUAAUUCACUGCUGGAACAGCUUGCUCUGUGUUUGUGGCCCCUUUCCCUGCCCUUGCUGGGUUGGGAUGGCAGGUGUAGGUCAGCACUGGAACCGGGCAGGAAAACAAGGCAGGAGCCAGCUGGAGAGGAGUGUCGGUGCUAGGCAGCUUUGUCUGGAGCUCGAGGGCUGGAGCAAAGGUGGCUCCAGGGUGUCAGGAGCACUGGAAGUCGCUCUUGUGCAAGCCCCUCUGCCACCAUGGUGGGUCUGAAGCCCCCCGAGGUGCCCCCGACGAUCACCAUGAAGUUCAUCAGCGCGGGGAUGGCCGGCUGCAUCACUGACCUGUGCACCUUUCCCCUGGACACCGCCAAAGUGCGGCUGCAGGCCGCUCACCUCAGGGUCCCUGCAGGGCUGGGGGUCCCUGCAGGGCCAGGGGUCCCGACACCCGCCCUCUCCAGACACAGGCGUGGGCACGCGGCUCCUGGCUGGCUGCACCACGGGGGCUGUGGCCGUGGCCUGUGCGCAGCCCACCGACGUGGUCAAGGUGCGGUUCCAGGCCAGCGCGGCCCUGUCGGACAGCGCGCCCCGCUACAGCAGCACUGUGGACGCUACCGCACCAUCGCCAGGGAGGAGGGGAUCCACGGGCUCUGGAGAGGGACGCUGCCCAACAUUGCCCGCAAUGCCGUCAUCAACUGCGGGGAGCUCGUCACCUACGACCUCAUCAAGGACGCGCUGCUGCGGGCACAGCUCAUGGCAGACAACGUCCCGUGCCACUUCGUGGCCGCCUUUGGCGCCGGGUUCUGUGCCACAGUGGCGGCAUCGCCGGUGGACGUGGUGAAGACGCAGUACAUGAACGCCACCCCCGGGCAGUACAGCAACGCCCUGAGCUGCCUCCUGGCCCUGCUCACGCAGGAUGGCCCCGCCGGCCUCUACAAGGGGGCCAUUGUCCUAGCUCUACGUGUGACACCAGUCAAGCUGACAUUCUCUAUCACUUUUGGUGCACCGAACAACUUCCCAUUGAUCUCUAAUUAUUCAGAUCCUGCUGGAGCUGGUGACAAACCCCUAGCCCUACAUGGACAAGGCAGCAGACCUGUUUCAGAAAGCCAGCAUGGUCCAGAUGUCCUGGAUAUGGUGGAUGUCCUGAUUGAGGGCAGUGAUGGCUUUGAUGAAGCAAUUGGGUUCUCUUUAAGUGAAGACAUGAUUAUCCAAACAUUUCCCUUCAGUGCUGUUGUCCCUGCUGCCUUAGAAGCCAGGAAUAUACUGUUGCUUCAGUCUGAAAAUGGAACAGGGAGAUGAACACAAACUCACAGCCAUUCAGGCCUGGCAGUUCCCUGCAGUGAGAGUUCACACGGGACACAGGUUUCUGAAAAGGGAAAUGACCUUGGCAGAAGAGCAGCUGUGAAGGGAAGCAGAACAAAAACACAGAAAUGGUCAUUUGAGUGUGCACCCGCUUUCUGGCAAAUCCAGAUGUCACCUGGAAAUGCUAAGUGAGGAUUUCCAGCCUUGACUACACGGGAGACAGCCUUCUCAAAAUGGAACUGACCUUGGCAAGAGCAGCUCUGAAGGGAAGCAGAACAAAAACACAGGACAGGAAAAAGCAUGACACUCCUCCCAUCUUUGCCAAAAGCCGUGGUGUUUGAGCAGCCAAAGCCAGGAGGCUUCAGCACCAGGGCUCUGCCCUGGAGGGCUCCUGGUCCUGCCUGUGCUGUGGGGUCAGUGAGCGGGAUGCAGGGCUCCUCUUUUCCUUCCUGCUGAGAUUAACUGCCUAGGGAAUCUGGGAUCUGGGUGAAACUGAAAACCUUACCCUCUGUCCCCCAUAAGUUCUCCCAGUUUUUCCCAGCUAGGAGCUGCAUGGAAGGGAAACAGGGGAAAUGAACUCGGGGAACAGGGAAAGGCAGAAAGAGCAGAUGUACCAGCAAAGGGCAAGAAAGGGGAAAGGUUUCAGAAAGCAUUUCUGUGGUCUAAUUAAUGAUAAUUUCUGAUUCCCCAAGGAGAAGAACACCAACUCACAGUCAUUCAGGCCUGACAGUCCCCUGCAGUGAGAGCUCAGUACACAUCCACAGAGGCAAGUCCAGCAUCUGAAAGAAAACAAACCAAAGGAUAAGGUGAUUUCUUGCACUUCCAAGUUAUUUCAAGUUCUUAAAGCCCAAGCAAGAUUUGCUCUCGAUUUUGCUUGGCUGAAUCAUGCGCAGUGGGCACAGGUCAAGGCAUUCAUGUAGCUGUAAGCCCAGGGUAAUUUAGAGGGGACACAAGAAGUGUUUGUGUAGGAACAUGUGAGGGGAUGUCAAGGGGAGUGAGGUCUUCCUGGCUCCCUUAAGAGGCUUUUUACUAUCAGCAAAAGAGCAAAUUGUGUCUUGAUGUGCAGAGGUGUUCCUUUAGAGGCACUGCUGUUAUGGGAUGAACAUCAUUAAGUUCAAGGGUAAUGGUAAUAGGAUGAGGCAAAGAACUGGGAAAACUGGCAGAAAUGGAAUAUAUCAGGCCCCACAAUGGCAUGCAAACAAAAGACACAAGAGAAAUCCUGCCUAGUUUUUUAUCUUGUCUGGCCUUGCUUUCUUUGCCAAGUUACAAGGUCUCUGUACCUAAUUGUGGGUCAAGGUCUUCCCCUUCCCCAGGAAAGAACUGGGCUGUGCAGUCCUUGGGUCACAGCACUUCCGUAUUUGCCUCUUGUUGUUUGACCCUCCCCACCCUUGAAUAUCUGAGGGCAGGGAGCUCCACUUUGUGUCUGUGCUAAAAAAAACCUUGGGAGUGAUAAAAUAUGAUCAAUUCAACAGGAAAAACACCACAACAAAUUCAAAAUACCCCAAUCCCCCCGCAAAAACCAAAACAAAAACCAUCCAAACCAGCUGAAUUUCAUGCAUGAUCGGAUAAAGAAUGCUUGGAUGCAGCAUCAAAACCUUGAUGUCAACCAAUUAAUGCAGUUCCUUAGCUAAGAAUUGCAUUUGGAGAAAGUAGAGGGUGAACAGCGUUUAUAAGACAUUGAGAAGUUUAAAUGGUUCUUAGAAAAAGCAAGCAGAUAAAUACCACUGAUGCCUCAAUAAAAUCAGCAAUUUUAAGGUGUAAAUAAGGCCUGAAUAAGGUUGGCAAUUAUAAGGUAUAACACAAUAAUAUAAAAUAAAGUAUUAACAAACCCCUUUGCCUUACUGCAUACAAUUCAGCUAACUUCUUUGCAUGUAUUAUAAAAGAAAAUAAAAAUUGUUUUAACUCUGGUGAUGUGAAGUGUUAAAACACUUCAAAACCAUGCUUUGCGUAUGAAAAUGGUAAUUCCAGUCCUGUCCUAAACAAUGGGAUUGAAAACCAUCUCAGAAAAUCGGUUUUUGUGGUAUUGCCAGGCCCUCUUUGCAGACCAACAAUAUGUUUAUAUUCUAGAGUUAGGACAAGAUUGAGAUAAGAGCCCAUUUUCAGUUAUUUCUUCUAACAGAAGUGAUAGGUUUUGCAAUUUGCCAGUUGCUGAAAUGCUUUGUAUGAAGAUCAAAAAGAAAUGUUUCCUUUGUGUGAGAGCACAAAUAUUUCUGUGUAAUAUUUGGGGCUUUUUUCUUAUGUCAAAUGAUAUUUUUUAAAAAUUGCAUUUCUAGAACUCUCUUCUGAAUGAACCAGUAUCUGUUGUAUUUUUUUAAUGUUUCUAAAAUGCAAGACAAUCCAGCUGUUAUGCUGGCUCUGUGUUUGCCCUCUGUUUAUGCAGUGUGGAGAACCAUCCAUCAUCUGCCCUGGACUUCAGAAUGAUGACAUCUGGACUUCAUCCUCACAAUGCUGUAGCACUGACACUUCAAACAAACGCAGAAAAUGAUAAAAAAAAAAGGGCACAACUUACAACCAUUCCACAAGCAUAAUAUCUGUGUGCAAACAAAAGGCUAAAUUUGGCUGGAAAUAAUUAAAGUUUUGGGGUUUCUUUUU
Messenger RNA from Catharus ustulatus (Swainson's thrush), 7342 nucleotides. Its product is annotated as mitochondrial uncoupling protein 2-like. The coding region runs from base 3710 to 4747 and encodes 345 amino acids. Gene Ontology annotation, molecular function: oxidative phosphorylation uncoupler activity. The transcript has 28 exons. Gene Ontology annotation, biological process: mitochondrial transmembrane transport; response to cold; adaptive thermogenesis. Lineage: Eukaryota; Metazoa; Chordata; Aves; Passeriformes; Turdidae. The record is from RefSeq and is a predicted model, not a curated record.